GCUAAACCAAUCAGCGUUCACUUAGCAGCACCGCUGCGCUCCAGACUGUUACAGAACACCAGGUCGGUGUUAAAGUCAUGAACUUCAAUAACUUCUUCACGUCCAUCUGUUAAGAGCUCACAGCUGGCACGGGGCCCUCCCGGGUCUCUGUGCGGGCGACACCGCGCGUCUUCCCCGCUCACCAACGGCAACAUACCGGGGUCACUAACACUUUGCAGCCGAUGCUUGCGCCGUUGCACGUUUCUCCCUCCGCAGACUGACACAAGGUUGUGCGUGGACCUGGUAGCCCUUCAGCCAUGCCUGUGACAUCUCAGCUGCUCAGGGGUUUCCCCCGUGCGAAGGUCUUAGCCUCCAGCCUGUUACCAUGCCAACAACACCAGGCCCAGUCAGGACCCGCCGCUCACCGACCCCGUUCAGGACGUCCGUCCCGUAUGUGGCAGGGCCACCAGCACUCCCGAAGCUACCGGACAACCACAGUGCUCGGCAGCUACAUCCUCACCCCCCCGCAGGUCAACUCCAUUCUGAAGGCCAACGAGUACAGCUUCAAGGUGCCUGAGUUUGAUGGGAAGAAUGUGUCGUCGGUGAUGGGUUUUGAGAGCAAUCAGCUGCCGGCCAACGCUCCUAUAGAGGACCGCCGAAGUGCGGCCACGUGUCUGCAGACACGAGGGAUGCUGCUGGGUGUGUUUGAUGGCCAUGCUGGCUGUGCCUGUGCACAGGCGCUGAGUGAGCGGUUGUUUUACUACAUUGCCGUGUCCAUGCUGCCGCACAACACACUGUGUGAGCUGGAGGCGGCGGUGGAGGCCGGCCGGCCCCUCAGUCCCAUCCUGCAGUGGCACAAACACCCCAACGACUACUUCAGCAAGGAGGCUCAGACUCUCUACUUCAACAGCCUGCGGACCUACUGGCAGGAGUUAAUAGAUCUCACCAGCCCGGGUGAUAUUCCCGAAACCCGCGAGGCGCUGCUGAAUGCCUUCAAGAGGCUGGACAGUGACAUUUCCCUGGAGGCUCAGGUUGGUGACCCAAAUGCUUACCUGCAUUACUGGGUCCUGAGAGUGGCCUUUUCUGGAGCGACGGCCUGUGUGGCUCACAUCAAUGGAUCAGACCUGUUUAUAGCCAACUCGGGCGACGCUCGGGCGGUGCUGGGGGUGCAGGCGGAGGAUGGUUCGUUCAGCGCUCACACACUCUCUAAUGACCACAGCGCCCAGAAUGAGGAAGAGGUGGCUCGGAUACGCGCUGAACACCCUCCGUCAGAGAGAAAGACCGUGAUCCGACAGGACCGUUUGCUCGGCCUCCUCAUGCCACUACGGGCGUUUGGGGAUGUGAAGUUCAAGUGGAGUAUCGAACUGCAGAAGGGCGUGUUGGAGUCCGGACCGGAUCAGCUCCAUGAAAACGAGCACACCAAGUUCAUCCCUCCCAACUACCACACGCCCCCCUACCUGACCGCCGAGCCGGAGAUCACGUACCACAAACUGCGUCCACAGGAUCGCUUCAUGGUCAUCGGCUCUGAUGGCCUCUGGGAGACCCUCCACAGACAGGAAGUGGUUCGUAUUGUCGGCGAGUAUUUGACCGGGGUGCACCUGCGUCAGCCCCUCAAAGUCGGAGGCUACAAGGUCACCCUGGGGCAGAUGCAGGGGCUGCUCGAAGAGAGGAAGGCCCGCAUAUCUUCGGCUUUCGAGGAUCAGAACUCGGCGACCCACCUGAUUCGUCAUGCGGUGGGAAACAACGAAUUCGGCACGGUCGACCACGAGAGGCUGUCAAAAAUGCUGUCGCUGCCCGAGGAGCUGGCUCGCAUGUACCGCGACGACAUCACCAUCAUCAUCUCUCAGUUCAACCCUCACGUGUUUGGAGCACAGAGGCCAGAGGCGCAGUGCUGAGUUGUAUAAAAGGUCCUGCGGGAGGAGGGCGCACUCUGGUGUAACUGUGUACAUUACACACGGGGACCCUCUGCGGACAAAAAGGUCAUACUAAGAAAACAUCUGUCCAGCAGCCGGAAGAAUUGUUUUAACUUUAAAUAUAUAAAUAAUUUGUAUGUUUGUAUGCAGUGCUAGAGGAGGCCCUGCUUCCUCAUGAAGGUAAAGUAUCUUCCCUAGAUUGAAGUGUCAUAUAUAUAUAUAUAUAUAAUUAGUACAACAUAUAGUACAUCAAGUUCAAAUCUGCGUCGCUAAAAAGACGCUUGUUACAGUUUUCCGCGAAAAGUGUCAACUUCCUUUCAUUGCUGAAAGACGAUGCAGGGUUGACACCAUCCAGAGAAGAUGGUGAGUCGGGUCUUAGGAAGUAAAAAGGUUGCAGUUCAGGACGUCCCGACUGGACCCGCUUCUCUUGCCAUUUGAUUGCCAACGCUCUCCUCUCGGGGGUUAUUUGCAUCCCGGGCACAUUUCGUCUUACUUUCUAUACUGAGUCUGUUACAACUGGGGACUGUUGCAUCUGUAUGUUUUUACUCCUUCAUUGUAUGAUAUAGUUGUACUGUCCAAACGUAAACAUUUAUACUUAAGGCUGUGGGUAUAUAGAUGAUGAUGACGACGCACUGGCUUUCAGG
This is a messenger RNA of Gasterosteus aculeatus aculeatus (three-spined stickleback), 2536 nucleotides long. RefSeq names its product pyruvate dehydrogenase phosphatase catalytic subunit 1 (gene pdp1). Gene Ontology annotation, cellular component: mitochondrion. Lineage: Eukaryota; Metazoa; Chordata; Actinopteri; Perciformes; Gasterosteidae. The record is from RefSeq and is a predicted model, not a curated record. Gene Ontology annotation, molecular function: cation binding; [pyruvate dehydrogenase (acetyl-transferring)]-phosphatase activity. Gene Ontology annotation, biological process: protein dephosphorylation.